AGUUGUAAGUUGUACUUGUAGAGUUAUUUGUCUUUACGAAGUAAAAGUUAGGCACUCUUUCUCAGUUUCUCUUCUCCCUCUUUUCUGAUUUCCUCUUUCUCUUUUCUUCUUACACAUUCACUCAGAAAGAAACUUAAAAAGCAAACUCUCAUCUAAUCGCAUCAAUCAAUCAUCGAUAACCAAUCCGCAUUUUCCGCAAUGGAUUCCCGCUCAGUUCCACCACCAUCAAACAUGAUGGUGGGACCCACAUCUUAUACUCCAACUAACUCCUCCAUGAUCAGCCCUAAUUCCUCCACCAACAUCAUGGCUCCCGCCACCGCACGAUUUCCCUUCAACUCGCCGCAAACCUCGGAGCCUUUCUCCGUCACACACGACGGUCCCUCUUCUCCAUCCGCCCUUGCUAAGAAGAAGCGUGGCCGGCCUAGGAAAUACUCUCCCGACGGUAACAUUGCCCUUGGUUUAGCUCCCACACAUGUUUCUUCUCCCGUCGCUGCUACCUCCGCUUCCGCCGGUGAUUCCGGCGCCGGUGAUGCUCCUCCGAAGAAGCAUAGGGGUAGACCCCCUGGCUCCGGGAAGAAGCAGUUGGAUGCGCUUGGAGCUGGUGGAACUGGAUUUACUCCACACGUAAUCUUGGUGGAGUCUGGUGAGGACAUUACAGAAAAAGUUAUGGCCUUUUUUCAGAUAGGGCCUCGGACAGUUUGUAUUCUUUCUGCCACCGGUGCAGUCUGCAAUGUAACCCUUCGGCAGCCAGGAUUAUCUGGAAGUAUUACAAGAUUCGAGGGGAAAUUCGAGAUUGUAUCGUUAUCAGGUUCGUUGAGGCUAUCUGAAAAUAAUGCUGAACAUAACAGAACAAGCAGUUUAUACGCUUCCCUUGCGGGGUCUGAUGGACGAGUUUUUGGUGGUGCAGUUGCUGGAACGCUAACUGCAGCGUCAACUGUUCAGGUCAUUGUGGGUAGCUUUAUUUUGGAUCGGAAAAAGUCAAGCUCAAGUAUGCUGAAAUCUGGGCCUUCUUCAGAACCAACAUCCCAAAUGUUGCACUUUGGGGCACCUACGACACCAACUAGUCCUACUUCUCAAGGGCCUUCUACCGAGUCCUCGGAGGAAAAUGAUCAUAAUAGUAAUUUUAGUAGGGGGCCUGGACUCUACAAUAAUGCCAAUCAGCCUGUUCAUCACAAUAUGCAGCAGAUGUAUCACCAUCCACUAUGGGCUGGCCAAACUCAUCAGUGAAGAAGAUUUGACUUCGGAUUAACAGUGCAGAAUCAGGGUAUUUGUUGUAUGAUUAUUCAAAGUGUAGUGUCUAGAGGAUAAGUCUAAAAUGGUACAUGCAUUAUUAAGGACUGAGUUUAGAACAGUCUAUAUUAAGGUUUAAGUUAAUCUCUCCAUCAUUCAGCCAAUUAGAAUUUUUUGUUCAUGUAUCUUAUAAUUAUGUGUAAUUGUAGUGAUUCUAAUGAUGCUAGCCAUGGAUAUGCUCUCAGCAUUACCCAAAUUCUAUCAUUUUGGAGUUUGUUGUCUGUGCUCAGCGAAAUAGCGAAAUCAGUUAUGUGCUUUUACCCAUUCA
This is a messenger RNA of Cicer arietinum (chickpea), 1558 nucleotides long. RefSeq names its product AT-hook motif nuclear-localized protein 8-like. The record is from RefSeq and is a predicted model, not a curated record. Gene Ontology annotation, molecular function: minor groove of adenine-thymine-rich DNA binding. NCBI's taxonomy places the organism in Eukaryota, Viridiplantae, Streptophyta, Magnoliopsida, Fabales, Fabaceae.